Messenger RNA from Marchantia polymorpha subsp. ruderalis, 921 nucleotides. NCBI's taxonomy places the organism in Eukaryota, Viridiplantae, Streptophyta, Marchantiopsida, Marchantiales, Marchantiaceae. The record is from the annotation of a GenBank genome assembly.
AUGGUUUCCAGCGUGAUAGGCUUACGACUAAGAUUGACUCAGCUCACGUGGAAGGGGCAAAGAUUCAAUGCGUUUCAAGGUGAGCCCAAAGCUACCAUGGCUUCAGACAGAAAAGAAGACACCUAUAGAGCCUCUUGUAGAGAUUUUGUAGCCAGAAAAUGUUCUUCAACAGCAGAUUACUGCAACGAAUUAUCUUGCAACGAAAUUUAUAGAAUAUGCCGGAUCUUGCAGCAUAUUUUGGACUCAAUCCUUAGAUCCGACAGUUGUCGCAGUACCCACAAGACAGAACACGAUUUAGAAAACUCCGCAUCUUAUCACAAUUCUGAGUAUGGAGACGUCAUUCUCAUAGCACCCGCCCGAGGAUUCCCGCAGUCAUUUUCAUGUAGAGAGCAGCAGCAGCAGCUGAUGGAGAUCAGUAGACGAUCACUCACCACUAGAUUCCAGCUCUCUGCUGAUAAAACACAAAUUGUAUUCAGAAAGCCGUACCUUAGUGAAGAAUACUAUGCUGUUACUCAUUUCAACAAUCAUGUCCUGAAGUGUUUCUUAUACGAGGGUGACUGUUUGGAUUUUUUUCGUGGGCAAGAAGCUUACAUUAAUACGUCGGACUUGUAUGAUACUCUGCAAUUUCAGAAUUGGUUGGUUCACGACAAAUCUGAAAACUGCGUUGCAGAUUUGCAGAAAAUUGACGGCAUCGACAUCAUUUUUUCGGCCAUGCAGAUCGUUUCAAAUGUCAGCGUUCUGAGCAUCCCUGCACAGCAAACCCUAGCUUACAGCUGCUUUGUUCGAAUCCAAAUCAAAGAACACUCAGUUCAACCCCUGGAUGCACCUCAAAUCCAUUGGACAAAUCUCUGUUCCGGUUACAACAGCACUCUGAGGCCCAAAGCAGACAUAAGGACCGGGAUACUUCCAGUUGACACGUAA